This is a messenger RNA of Spizellomyces punctatus DAOM BR117, 641 nucleotides long. RefSeq lists its product as uncharacterized. Gene Ontology annotation, cellular component: ribosome. NCBI's taxonomy places the organism in Eukaryota, Fungi, Chytridiomycota, Chytridiomycetes, Spizellomycetales, Spizellomycetaceae. Gene Ontology annotation, biological process: cytoplasmic translation. Gene Ontology annotation, molecular function: RNA binding; structural constituent of ribosome. The coding region runs from base 88 to 471 and encodes 127 amino acids. The record is from RefSeq and is a predicted model, not a curated record. The transcript is spliced from 3 exons.
GAGCCCCUUCGUCCUUCUUCCUUCCUACGCUUCUCUACGGCCAACUCGCUUGGAUCUCGAGAUCUCCCGUCGCUUCUCUUUAAACAAAUGGCUGUCACCAAGAAGGAUAACAAGGCCAAGAAGGCCCCAGUCAAGUACACCAUUGACUGUUCCAGCCCGGCCAAUGACGGUAUCUUCGACACUGCUUCCUUCGAGAAAUUCCUUCACGACCGUGUGAAGGUCAACGGCCGCACUGGCAACCUUGGUGACUCCAUCACCAUUACCCGUGGCGGCUCAGGCACUAUCACCGUCACUGCCUCCCCCAGCAUCCAGUUCUCCAAGCGCUACAUCAAGUACCUUACCAAGAAGUUCUUGAAGAAGCACCAACUCAGGGACUGGGUGCGUGUCAUCAGUGUUGCGCGCACUGCGUACGAACUCCGCUACUUCAACAUUGCGGAGGCGGAUAACAACGAGGACGCAGACGAAGAAUAAGCUAGAUAUAGCUUCCUUAAUCAAUGUGCACUUUCUGACUCAAUAUAAAUAUUGAACAGUCUGCCAUAUUUGUACUCCUUAACUAGCGUGGAAUCACCGCAAUCAGGUCCCAGCAUUCAUUGGAAUUGGUUGUAUAGUUAUCCAAUCACAGGUCCUUCUGGAAAUGGACA